AUGUCUGCUGGAAAAGUUAUUGUCUACGGUGGUAAAGGAGCUCUUGGAUCCACAAUCCUAGAAUUCUUCAAGAAACAAAAUUUCUGGACUCUCAGCAUUGAUAUCAGUGCUAAUGAUCAAGCCGAUGUUAACGUUCAAGUCAACAGUGAGGCAACCUGGGUAGAACAAGAGAAGGCUAUUCUGGAAAAAGUUGGGGCUGCAGUAAAUGGACAAGUUGAUGGAAUAUUCUGCGUAGCCGGUGGAUGGGCUGGAGGAGAUGCUGCUAAUGAGGAUUUUAUUAAAAACAGUGAUUUAAUGUGGAAGCAAUCUGUUUGGAGCAGCUCAAUUGCAGCUAGAAUUGCUGCUAAGCAUUUGAAGGAAGGUGGUGUACUCCAGUUGACGGGAGCCGCUCCAGCUGUCGCUGGCACACCAGGAAUGAUUGGGUACGGAAUGGCUAAAGCAGCAGUACAUCAGCUUGUAAAGUCAUUGAGUGCUAAUGGAUCUGGGUUGCCAAAAGAUACUACAGUAUUCGCCCUUCUUCCAGUUACUCUCGACACACCCAUGAAUCGUAAAUGGAUGCCAAAGGCUGAUUUCGCAACGUGGACCAGCAUGACUUGGGUUGCCGAACAAUUGUACAAAUGGGUUGGCGGUUCAUCUCGUCCUGAAUCUGGCAGUCUCUUGAAACUAACCACAGUCAACAACGAAACAACCAUUGAAAACCAAUAG
This is a messenger RNA of Auanema sp. JU1783, 705 nucleotides long. NCBI's taxonomy places the organism in Eukaryota, Metazoa, Nematoda, Chromadorea, Rhabditida, Rhabditidae. The record is from the annotation of a GenBank genome assembly.